AUGGCGUCCAUACGUGAUUGCGUCACUUCCCUGUGCAGCCUUUCUCUAGUGCGCAUGCACGGCCCCAGCCCGGUUUCAAAAGCAUCAUGGCGUCCCUGUCGAUGGCCCCGGUCAACAUCUUCAGAUCUGGAGCAGAUGAGGAAAAAGCCGAAACGGCUCGACUGUCGUCGUUCGUGGGAGCGAUCGCCAUUGGAGAUCUGGUGAAGAGCACUCUAGGACCGAAGGGGAUGGAUAAGAUCUUGCUGAGUGGAGGGAAAAGUGGGACGGUGACGGUCACCAACGACGGAGCCACCAUCCUGAAGGCCAUCGGGGUCGACAAUCCAGCCGCCAAAGUUCUGGUCGACAUGUCCAAAGUCCAGGACGACGAGGUCGGCGAUGGGACCACCUCAGUGACCGUGCUCGCCGCAGAGCUGCUGCGGGAGGCGGAGCUUCUGAUCGCCAAGAAGAUCCACCCACAGACCAUCAUCUCCGGGUGGAGGAAGGCGACGCAGACGGCCAGAGAGGCUCUGAGGGAGGCGGCGGCCGAUCACAGCAACGACCCGGCUCGUUUCCAGGAGGACCUGCUGAACAUCGCCCGCACCACACUGUCCUCCAAGCUCCUGACCCACCACAAAGCCCACUUCUCCCAGCUGGCCGUGGACGCCGUCAUGAGGCUGAAGGGCUCUGGGAACCUGGAGGCCAUCCACGUCAUCAAGAAGCUGGGCGGCAGCCUCACUGACUCCUACCUGGAUGAAGGUUUUCUGUUGGACAAGAAGAUUGGCGUGAACCAACCAAAAAGGCUGGAAAACGCCAAGAUCCUGAUCGCAAACACGGGCAUGGACACCGACAAGAUCAAGAUCUUCGGCUCCAGAGUUCGCGUCGACUCCACGGCAAAGGUGGCGGAGAUCGAGCUCGCCGAGAAGGAGAAGAUGAAGGAGAAGGUGGAGCGCAUCCUGAAGCACGGCAUCAACUGCUUCAUCAACAGGCAGCUGAUCUACAACUACCCGGAGCAGCUGUUUGCUCAGGCCGGCGUCAUGGCCAUCGAGCACGCCGACUUUGCUGGCGUGGAGCGCCUCGCUCUGGUCACAGGCGGGGAGAUCACCUCCACCUUCGAGCACCCGGAGCUGGUGAAGCUCGGUCAAUGCAAGCUGAUCGAGGAGGUGAUGAUCGGAGAGGACAUGCUCAUCCACUUCUCCGGGGUCGCCAUGGGUGAGGCCUGCACUGUGGUCCUGCGAGGAGCGACUCAGCAGAUCCUGGACGAGGCGGAGCGCUCGCUCCACGACGCCCUCUGCGUUCUGGCUCAGACGGUGAAGGAGCCGCGCACCGUCUACGGUGGAGGUUGCUCCGAGAUGUUGAUGGCCAAAGCUGUGAUCGACCUGGCCAACAGGACGCCAGGCAAGGAGGCGGUUGCCAUGGAGUCGUUCGCGAAAGCGCUGACGAUGCUGCCGACCAUCAUCGCCGACAACGCCGGCUACGACAGCGCCGACCUGGUGGCCCAGCUGAGAGCUGCACAUCAGGAGAACAAGACCACGUUUGGACUGAACAUGUACCAGGGCACAGUGGGAGACAUGGUGGAGCUCGGCAUCACCGAGUCCUUCCAGGUGAAGCGGCAGAUGCUGCUGAGCGCCUCUGAGGCGGCGGAGAUGAUCCUGAGGGUGGACAACAUCAUCAAAGCUGCUCCCAGGAAGCGAGUCCCUGACCAUCACCCCUGCUGAAGGGCCACGCCCCCCAGGAAGGAGGAAGUGUAGUUAUUUAUCUGCUGUUUGUGCUGCAGCCGCUUCUCGUCUGAAGAUGUAACCUGACGUCAUUUAGAGAAAAGUUCUGUUCUUGUUAACUGAAAUAAACGACCCGAUCUCCA
Molecule: messenger RNA, 1837 nt
Organism: Oryzias latipes (Japanese medaka)
Lineage: Eukaryota; Metazoa; Chordata; Actinopteri; Beloniformes; Adrianichthyidae
Gene: cct2
Product: chaperonin containing TCP1, subunit 2 (beta)
Biological process (GO): protein folding
Cellular component (GO): chaperonin-containing T-complex; cytosol
Molecular function (GO): ATP binding; ATP hydrolysis activity; ATP-dependent protein folding chaperone
Source: RefSeq, a predicted model, not a curated record